Ictalurus furcatus (blue catfish) is the source of this 6196-nucleotide messenger RNA. It is a transcript of the gene grin2ba, whose product is annotated as glutamate receptor, ionotropic, N-methyl D-aspartate 2B, genome duplicate a. Gene Ontology annotation, biological process: excitatory postsynaptic potential; long-term synaptic potentiation; synaptic transmission, glutamatergic. Gene Ontology annotation, cellular component: postsynaptic density membrane; plasma membrane; postsynaptic membrane. The transcript is spliced from 15 exons. Gene Ontology annotation, molecular function: NMDA glutamate receptor activity; transmitter-gated monoatomic ion channel activity involved in regulation of postsynaptic membrane potential. NCBI's taxonomy places the organism in Eukaryota, Metazoa, Chordata, Actinopteri, Siluriformes, Ictaluridae. The coding region runs from base 861 to 5564 and encodes 1567 amino acids. The record is from RefSeq and is a predicted model, not a curated record.
GGUGCCUUGCAGUGUUGUAAAUCUAAUGCUGACAUCUCUCCAAGAGGACCUAUCUACUUCAAGGGUCAGGCAGCACAGACUUACUCCGGUCGGGGGGGUUACCACACUCCUUUGUAACACAACCCCCUCACAAGCCAGCUUUCUGCAGUUUACAUGGUGAAGCAUGCAUGUGAUUGGUCGAUGUCCACCUUCUUCUUUUUUCUCUUUUUUAACUUGCGUGGCACUUUGCUCAUCUGGAUGUGGUCUGGCUGCCACAAGGGGUGCUUUGUGCACUGCCUCUCAUGAAUAGGGCUGCAGUGGUUGCUGCCAUAGUUCCUACUCUGACAAAGAUUUUUUACAUUGAAAUUUUAAUAGAGCUCAUGGUGGACAGGUUUUACUCUUCUUAGUGUGCUUCACCCAUGAGGUAUGAGGCACAUACUUAUCCUGACGCCAUUCCCUGUUUAAUGUCUGUUUGAGACAUGCUUUUAGAUACACUUUGAGAAAUGCUUGGUUUUGUUUGAUGAGCUGUCCAGCAUGUCUUUGGGGUCAGGGUCAUGGUUCUGGUCUCUCAUAUUUUGUUAUUUGGUGGUUUUCUCCUAUGAGACCUGGCAUCACAAUAUACUGACUGACAGACAGACAGACAUAUCAGUUUCCUUAAUCUCAGUACAUACACCUUAUAUCCAAACUUCUGUCUCCUUGUGUGUGUGUGUGUGUGUGUGUGUGUGUGUGUGUGUGUGUGUGUGUGUGUGUGUGUCUGUGUGUGUGUCUGUGUGUGUGCCAGUUGUGUGUGCAUAUAUGUGUGUGUGUGGUGUAUGUGUGAGGAUAUGAGAGGUGGAGUGUUUCGUCAGGUUUCACCACCAUGCUGCGUCUGAGAUGCAGGGAUGAGAGCGCGGCUGGACGUACACAAGGUCUCUCACUCCUCCUCCAUCAUGCUUGUUUAUGGUCGCUGCUGUUUGUCUCCGCCCCCUCUGGGACAGUGGGUGUGUCACAUAUCACUAACCCCACCUUUACCCAGUUUGCCACGCCCUUUUUUAUUUUCGCUUCAUACUUUCUUACUACUUCUUCUGCUUCUGCUGGUUUCAUCCCCUGGCUGUCAAUCACGACGGGACCGAGGGUCUGGGGGCGUGACCAAUUACAUCCCAGGGGUGUGGCCUGACCCGGGUCUUGAGCAGCGACCGUGGUCCAAGCAGUGGGUGGGGUCGAAGCUGCUGCAGGGCCUCACAAUCGCUGUGGUCCUGGUGGGAAACUCGAGCGAAGUGACUCUGUAUGGAACACGGGACAACAAAGAGGAGUGGAGGGAUCAAGGGAACGAUGGGUUUGUGAACGAAGGGGUAGGGAACGUCGAAGUGGUGCGGAUGAACGAGACAGACCCAAGCAGUAUUAUCAAGAGUGUGUGUGAUCUCAUGACUCAGCACUGGCUUCAGGGAGUUGUGUUUGGCGAUGACACGGACCAGGAGGCCAUCGCCCAAAUCCUCGACUUCAUCUCUGCACAAACACACACACCCAUCCUCGGAGUGAAGGGAGGAUCGUCCAUGAUCAUGGCGGCUAAGGAUGAUAACUCCCUGUUUUUCCAGUUUGGUCCAUCCAUUGAGCAGCAGGCCUCAGUGAUGUUGAACAUUAUGGAGGAAUAUGAUUGGUACAUUUUCUCCAUCGUCACCACCUACUACCCCGGAUACCAGGACUUUGUCACCAAGAUCCGCAGCACUAUUGAGAACAGUUUUGUGGGCUGGGAACUGGAGGAGGUUUUACUGUUGGACAUGUCGGUGGAUGAUGGAGACUCUAAAAUCCAGAACCAGCUGAAGAAGCUCCAGAGUCCUGUCAUCUUGCUCUAUUCAACCAAAGAGGAAGCCAAUAUCAUCUUCGAGGUGGCGCACUCUGUCGGGCUCACAGGAUAUGGAUACACCUGGAUUGUACCAUCCCUGGUGGCGGGGGACGCUGACCACAUUCCUCCAGAGUUCCCUACAGGUAUGAUCAGUGUGUCGUAUGAUGAGUGGGAUUAUGGGUUGGAGGCGCGUGUGCGUGAUGCUGUGGCUGUUAUUGCCACGGCAACAUCAGCCAUGAUGAUGGAUCGUGGACCUCACACUCUUCUGAAGUCUGAGUGUCAUGGAGCUCCAGAAAAGAAGAGCACAGGAAACACUAAUGAAGUGCUCAGGUAUUUGAUGAACGUGACGUUUGAAGGUCGUAACCUGUCGUUCAGUGAGGACGGAUAUCAAAUGCAUCCCAAACUCGUCAUCAUCCUACUGGACAAGAACAGACAGUGGGACAGAGUGGGGAAGUGGGAGAAUGGCUCCCUGUCGAUGAAGUAUCACGUGUGGCCACGGUUCGAGCUGUACUCGGGGGAAGAGAGUCGCCAUGACGACCACCUGUCAAUCGUGACUCUGGAGGAGGCGCCGUUCGUCAUUGUGGAGGACGUCGACCCUCUGAGUGGAACCUGCAUGAGGAACACUGUACCCUGCAGGAAACAGCUGAAAAUAUAUAAUCAGACUGGUGAUUCUGGAUUGUAUAUAAAACGCUGCUGUAAAGGGUUCUGCAUCGACAUUCUGAAGAAGAUUGCCAAGUCUGUAAAGUUCACCUACGACCUUUACCUCGUCACUAAUGGCAAGCAUGGCAAGAAGAUCAAUGGCACCUGGAAUGGCAUGGUGGGGGAGGUGGUGUUGAAAAACGCUCACAUGGCUGUUGGUUCUCUCACUAUAAACGAGGAAAGGUCAGAGGUCAUUGACUUCUCUGUGCCUUUCAUUGAGACUGGAAUCAGUGUCAUGGUCUCCCGUAGCAACGGCACUGUGUCACCAUCAGCAUUUCUGGAGCCCUUCAGUGCAGACGUGUGGGUGAUGAUGUUUGUCAUGCUGCUGCUGGUUUCCGCCAUCGCUGUGUUUGUGUUUGAGUAUUUCAGUCCUGUGGGCUACAACCGCUGCCUCGCCGACGGAAGAGAGCCUGGUGGUCCAUCAUUCACUAUUGGAAAGGCGAUCUGGCUGCUGUGGGGUUUAGUGUUUAACAACUCGGUUCCUGUGCAGAACCCCAGAGGAACUACCAGUAAGAUCAUGGUGUCUGUGUGGGCUUUCUUUGCUGUGAUAUUCCUGGCCAGCUACACUGCCAACCUCGCAGCGUUCAUGAUCCAGGAGGAGUACGUUGACCAGGUCUCAGGCCUCAGUGACAAAAAGUUCCAGAGACCUAAUGACUUCUCUCCUCCGUUUCGGUUUGGGACUGUGCCAAAUGGCAGUACCGAGCGGAAUAUCCGUAAUAACUAUAGGGAGAUGCACUCGUACAUGGUGAAAUUCAACCAGCGCAAUGUGGAUGAAGCUCUGCAAAGCCUGAAAGCUGGGAAGCUGGACGCGUUUAUCUACGACGCUGCCGUGCUGAACUACAUGGCGGGUCGUGACGAAGGCUGCAAGCUGGUGACAAUUGGCUCAGGGAAAGUGUUCGCUUCCACAGGAUAUGGCAUCGCCAUCCAGAAAGACUCAGGCUGGAAGAGACACGUGGAUCUGGCCAUCUUACAGCUGUUCGGAGAUGGAGAUAUGGAGGAGUUCGAGGCACUCUGGCUCACAGGGAUCUGCCACCACGAGAAGAAUGAGGUGAUGAGCAGUCAGCUGGACGUGGAUAACAUGGCGGGUGUGUUCUACAUGCUGGGAGCGGCCAUGGCCCUGUCGCUAAUCACCUUCAUUGCAGAGCACGUCUUCUACUCACACCUGCGCUUCUGCUGCAUGGGAGUGUGCUCUGGAAAACCCGGCCUCACCUUCACCAUCAGCAGGGAAGUGUACAGCUGCAUCCAUGGUGUUGAGAUUGAAACCAAGAGUUCAGCAAUGAAUUCUCCAUCAACCACCAUAAACAACACACACUCCAACAUCCUGCGUCUGCUGCGCACAGCUAAAAACAUGGCAUCCUUGUCUGGGGUAAACGGUUCCCCCCACAGCGCACUGGACUACCUACGCCGUGACUCGUCCGUCUAUGACAUCAGCGAUCAGCGACGUCACUCGGAGUGCCGAGUGCCGUACCUGUCCGAGAACAAUGACAAUAAUGCAUUUAGUGACUAUAUCGAUCAGGUCGAACGCACCUUCGGAAACCUGCACCGCAAUGAGAGUGACCUUUACCUACACCGACGUUCGGGCUCCGUUCCUGGCCCUGCCCCCAGCCUGGGUUCUGGCAGCUCAUUGGAUGGUGCUAUUUUUGACUGCUCCGCCCUCACACACAGGAACAUGAGCAACUUUGACCUGCUGCAGGGACAUACGCCACUUGGACUGCCAGAGCCAUACAGGAAGUUCUCCUUUAAAGGUGGGACUUCGGGAUACAUCCCUGCCUAUGAUCGUUAUGGCGACGGAGACAACAUGUCUGACAUUUCCACUCACACCAUAACCUACGGUAACCUGGAGAGCGACAGUAGAAAGAGAAAGCAGCAUGGGGACAGUCUGAAGAAGCGGCCUGCUUCCGCCAAAUCGCGCCGAGAACUGGACCACGCCCAACUUGGCUACCGACGGAGACAGCACCAUGGGCAUCACCGUCACCAUGGACACCGCUCUGUGUCUCCGCCUCUGUCAGAACACAAAAUGAGAGGAGGAGGUGGAUCUUUGUCCUUCCUGUACCAGGACAAAGAAAGCCUUCGAGACUUUUAUCUGGACCAGUUCCGUCCCAAAGAGGGUGUGCCCCAAUGGGAGCAUGUGGAUUUGACUGAUGGGCCAAGUGGGGGUGGGCCUGGAGGGGGGGCUAAUUGCACUAGCCUGGUGCCUGUAGAUGACUUCCUGAAAAGCAAACCAUCAAAGGUGGAGUCUAAAGUGGGAGGAGGGGAAUGGGAGUGUCGAAAUUGCCAUGCUAGCAGUUCAGGAAGUAAACGAUUGGCACAGCACACAGGGGGUGGGGCUUACGGAGCUGGUGGAAGCAAUAGCUGUGUGGCAUCAGGAGCUGGGGGUGGGGCCAGCCGUCCCACUUCAGCCACAUGUAUGCGUUGCGAUGCUUGUAAGCGUACAGGCAACUUGUACAACAUCAGCGAGGACAGCAAUCAUGUAAUGGAGUCGAUAAGUGGGCGGGGUCAAACACCAUCACAGCGGCGACGAGCGUUUAGCGCGAGACCUUUACGCAGACAGCAUUCUUACGAUGCCUUCAUGGACCUGCACAGGGAUGAUGAAGGGCUCAGUUUGCGGGCAGGGGGAGGAGCUAUGGAUGAUGUAGGUGGGACUUUUCUACCUCCUCGCAGUGUGAGUUUGAAGGAGAAGGAUCGCUGUAUGGAGGGCUCAUUCUCCCAUUUAUUUGAUACCCAGCAGUUUUAUAGCCCCGCCCACCACUCCCUGAGUGCAUUCCGAGGGGAAAGAGACCCUUACUUCCUGUCAAAAUCACUCUAUCCUGAUCACACCAAUCACAAUCCAUUCGUACCAACAUUUGGAGAUGAUCAGUGCCUGCUGCACGGCGCUAAAACGUACUAUACGAAAAAGCAGCAACGUUCUGAUCCGAGGAACCCAGGAAAUCCUUCCGGGAUUUCAUCAUUCCUUCCCUCAUCUCGAUUCACCAAUCAGCACUCGGCUCUCGGGCCGCCACGACCUUUUAAUGGCACCAACGGCCAUGUGUACGAAAAACUCUCCAGCAUCGAGUCAGACGUGUAGAUGCACAACAGGAAGUGAUGGACAGAACAAUAAACAAGCGGGGAGGAUGAAUGGCUUUGACCAAAAGGGCUGAAUGGGGGUGGAGCUGGAGGCGGGGUUAACUGCACCAGCCUGGUGCCUGUAAACAAUGCUGUGUUCCUGCACCAGAGGAAGUGAAGAUUGUGCUACCGAGGAGUGAUUAGACAAGUGGCCAUCUGGAAAUGUGUGAGCGACAAUACAAACGAGAGAGCGAGAGAGAGAGAGAGAGAGAGAGAGAGAGAGGAAAGAUGAUAGAUAAAAUGAUUAUUCACUUUCUCUCUUUCCUCUCCUCUCUCUCUUUUUCCUUUGGGUCAGUAGCGAAUGAGUCGUAUGAAACGCUAACAGGGUAAUAAACAAUAACAACCACAAUAAUGCUACCAAUAACAUUGUGAUUAGCCAGGCUGGUAUACGGAUGUUGCUAACGCUAAUGCUGACGCUGAUGAUGUGUAGAAGUCUAUUAAUUAAUUAAUUUAUCUAUCUAUUUAUUUCUUUGUUUAUUUAUUCUGGUUACAUUUCCAAGUUUCAGCUAUUUUACCAUUCUAAUAUUUAUAGCCGAGGGACAAAAGCCCCCAUGAACACACACACACACACACACACACACACACACACAUACA